GGCUUCGCAUACCCGGGGACCUCCGAGCGCACGGGCUCCGCCUCGUCGUCGUCAUCUUCUGCCGUGGUCGCGGCGCGCCCGGAGGCUCCCCCAGCCAAAGAGUGCCCGGCACCCGCGCCUGCUGCGGCGGCGGCAGCGCCCCCGGGCGCUCCAGCGCUGGGCUACGGCUACCACUUCGGCAAUGGCUACUACAGCUGCCGCAUGUCGCACGGCGUGGGCUUACAGCAGAACGCGCUCAAGUCGUCGCCGCACGCCUCGCUGGGAGGCUUCCCCGUAGAGAAGUACAUGGACGUGUCGGGCCUGGCGAGCAGCAGCGUACCGGCCAACGAGGUGCCCGCGCGAGCCAAGGAGGUGUCCUUCUACCAGGGCUACACGAGCCCCUACCAGCACGUACCCGGCUACAUCGACAUGGUGUCCACCUUUGGCUCCGGGGAGCCUCGGCACGAGGCGUACAUCUCCAUGGAGGGCUACCAGUCCUGGACGCUGGCUAACGGGUGGAACAGCCAGGUGUACUGUGGCAAGGACCAGCCACAGGGCUCCCACUUUUGGAAAUCGUCCUUUCCAGGGGAUGUGGCUCUAAAUCAGCCGGACAUGUGCGUUUACCGUCGGGGAAGGAAGAAGAGGGUACCCUACACCAAAUUGCAGCUCAAAGAACUGGAGAACGAGUAUGCCAUUAACAAGUUCAUUAACAAGGACAAGCGGCGUCGUAUCUCGGCUGCUACGAACCUGUCCGAGAGACAAGUGACCAUUUGGUUUCAGAACCGAAGAGUGAAGGACAAGAAAAUUGUCUCCAAGCUCAAAGAUACUGUCUCCUGAUGUGGACCGGGUUGGCCACAGCCAGUUUAAGAUGCCAUUCAGUUGUCUCCGAAAGGCCGUUGGAAAGACUUGAAUAUGUAUUUAAUUCCCCCCACUCCCUGCCAAUGAAGGCAAAUUUUGUGAAUUGUUUCUUCUCUCUUCCUCUUACCUGGCUCUGAAACCUUUUACUGCCCAACCUGACUUUGUAGUUCUGAUUUUUACCUGUUUAUUAUGGGUUUUGUUCUUGUCUAGUUUUUUUUCUUUAAUGAUAUUUUUAAUGUUCUGUUUCUCCUUCCUGGCCAGUAUAAAGGACUUGAAGUAUUUUGAAUACUCUCCCCCCAUGAAGUUCAGAAGUGCCAUUCUGAUUUAAGGGUUUUACUUUUUAAAAUCACUUUAUGUGUCCGUUCUCAGCACUGAUUAUCUUCAUAAUCCAUUAGGGCAGAACGAUUUGCAGUCAUUCAUAUCCUGUAAUUAGGUAAUUGAAUCAUUAGCUCUCAGCAGUUGCCCUGAGGCAAGGGGAAACAGCUCCAGGCAGGCAGGGCUC
Molecule: messenger RNA, 1339 nt
Organism: Carlito syrichta (Philippine tarsier)
Lineage: Eukaryota; Metazoa; Chordata; Mammalia; Primates; Tarsiidae
Gene: HOXD13
Product: homeobox D13
Exons: 2
Biological process (GO): regulation of transcription by RNA polymerase II
Molecular function (GO): DNA-binding transcription factor activity, RNA polymerase II-specific; RNA polymerase II cis-regulatory region sequence-specific DNA binding
Source: RefSeq, a predicted model, not a curated record